Parus major (Great Tit) is the source of this 5600-nucleotide messenger RNA. It is a transcript of the gene DNAJC12, whose product is annotated as DnaJ heat shock protein family (Hsp40) member C12. The transcript is spliced from 5 exons. The coding region runs from base 3580 to 4581 and encodes 333 amino acids. The record is from RefSeq and is a predicted model, not a curated record. NCBI's taxonomy places the organism in Eukaryota, Metazoa, Chordata, Aves, Passeriformes, Paridae. Gene Ontology annotation, cellular component: cytoplasm.
GGGAGCGCUGAGGGGCGCGACCUGCCCGGCCCGGCCCGGCCCGGCCCCCGUGCCCUCCCUUCCCGUCCCUGUCGUGUGCCGCUCACAGCCCCGCCGCGGUUCCUCCGCGCUCCCCGGUCGACGGCUCCCGGCAAAUGGCGGCUCCGCUGUUCGCUCCUCGCCAGCCGCGUGAGAAACCCUCAGGGCUCGCUCUCCGUCAGGGUAUCGAACAGAUACGGUGCCCCUUCCCGGGAGCGAGCUCCCCGCUGCGGAGCCUCUUGCAGGGUUGUGCGGUAGCGGGCCAGAGGGAACCCACCCAGAAGGGCUGCCCCUGAGCCCGUUCCCAGCCGCGGAGCGGGGCCGGGGGCUCGGAGCGGCCUCCCUGAGCGCGCUGAGCUGAGGGUGAGGGCGCUCACAGGGCACGGCCGCUGCCUGCCUGCCUGCUAAGGGAGCGCACGGCUGUCGGGUGUUGCCCCUCACCCUGCGGGAUAACACGUUAGCCCCACCUGGGAUUCUGCAUCGCGGUACUCGAGCUCCCGGGAUGCAGGGAGCUCUUUUGGGCGGUCAGCACCUGUCUAAAGCACUGCUGCUUGGGGAAUGGAGCCUGCGCGGUGUAGGAGGGACCUGAUGGUGAGCGGCGAGAGUUGGGAUUUGAUGGAAUAACGGCCCCAAAUUCCCGGUGUUUCCCGUGCUCUGCAGGGGUGUGAGCCGCUGGUCUCCCUGGUUUCCUCUUGGUUUCCUGGUGAUCUCUUGUCCCGUGGGGUGUAGGAGCAAUCCCUGGUGCCCCGCCGGGACCGUCCCUGCUCAGGCAACAGGAGGUGCCACGCGUGGACUUUCCGUGGCGUAGUUUUUUUCCCCCUGGGAGUUCGGACUGGAUAGAACUCGGCCUUUUCCCCGGGACUGCCACCAACACAGAAUUUUGGUGUAAGCUUCGUGGAUAGAAAUUUAAAUAUUGGUUUGUUGUUACUGUUUGACAUCACGAGCUGUUUGCAGAAUAGUAUUAGUGGAUUUAAUAGAAUGGAUUAGUGGCAAGACCCAGGUUAGGCAGGUGGAAUUUCCCUCGUGCAGGUCUUGAUAACCAACAGCUUUUAAAAAAACUCGGGGAUAAAAUUUUUGAUACAUACGACUUUAAAAGGAGUUACUUUAUGGAUAAUUAACUUUAUAGGUGGUCUUUGUAGGGGGAGGGAGGUUUAGUUGUUUUUGUUUCCCCUGUGUUUUUUUAAGGUGUUAGCAACACUGAAAAAUAUUGCACAUAAUGUUUUUCACACUACCUGCUUCUCCAAACAAGCUGCAGAGUUAGCAGAUCAGAAAAUUUUUAUUAUUCUAAGGGACUUUGUACUCCAGCAUCCUUUUUCCUUCUUGCCUCUGGGAGCUGAGGCAAGACUGGUAUUUCUUAAAAAGCACGAGCAAGGUGCUUUUGUCAGCAUAUAAAGGGAAGGCGGGGCUUUAAGAUUGGUUUGGUGGUCAUUUAUGGGAAGAGAGUUCUAAGGAAGAAAUAAUCCAGGUGGUACAGAUGUAGGAUCUGAGGCUGCCUGUGAAGGUAUCAGUGAGGGAGUGGCUCAGGGAUCCUAAAGCCUCCUCUGAUCCUGCAGACCUUGCGUUAGCAGCAGAGUUACCCUCUGUGGGAAGUCAGUUUGGCAGUGCUUGGGUCCUCUUCUUCUUCUGUAGCUCUGAGCUUGUGUGUGAGGACAAGGAUGGAACUCAAAUAUUGUGCCUUGCACUUCUCGUAAAUGUGUUCUCUGCCCUCUGGAAGUAAAACCCAUGAAGUCAGUUGAGAACUGGUCCUGGAAGAUUUGAUGCACUUUACAGGAAUAAAUUCAAAUAGAGAUUUCCAGACUUUACUGUUUUAUUCAAAGGGAUAUUUAUGACUUUUGCAAGUUGUUGGUAAAUGUCCCGUUACACUGAAGCAGAAUUUAGAUUUGCUCGAGGCUCUAAACAAACAGAAUUGUCAAUUUGUGUCAGAACUGAGAGACAGCUUCUGUUGGUGGCUGGGUACAGAGAACAAAUACGAGAUUUCCUCACUUCCAGAACAGUUUGUACAUCCUGAUCAACACCAACCACAUGUGAAGGCAAUAGUCUGUGCCAUCUCCUGUGCUGCAAUUCCCUUUUAAAUGAACUUUAUGUCCUGGGACUAAUGUUUAUGUGAUGCAUAUGUCCUUUGUGAUCUCUCAGGGCAGGGGCACGGUGUGGGCACUGCCCUGAGGCUCCGGGGAGCUCGUUUCCUGGGAACACACAGCUGCCAGGUCCCAGCUUUGGCACUGGAGUGCGGCCCCAGGACCUGGCAGCACAGAAAUAGCCACUGGAAGCCACAGGGGAGAAGGGUUAAAGAGCUUCCCUUUCACCUUAGGCAAACUUGGAAAUACUUGGAAACAGGAAUGCUAUUGGGAGGAGGGACAGCUGUUUGUUUUUUGUCCUCCCACAGAGUACAACCUAUUUAAAUAUUUAUGUGUUCUGUUAUUAAAAGACUUGACUUUCUUUCCUGUAUUUUCUGGUUAUUAAGUUGUGAAUGGUGGAGAUGGAGAGAUUUGUAAUUGCUAAUUCUUCCACUUGUAGUGACAUUGAAAAAAAUUCUACUGUUUUAUUUCCUCAGAGAAAUACGUUGGUAGAGUUUACAUCAGAUUUAAAUGGUUUCACCAAGGAUUACACUUCUUCCUUUUAAUAUUAUUGCUUUUGGUUACUUAGUAUAUUUUAUAAUCUUAGUGGGCUAUCUGAACAUGCAGGAAAAGGGGAUUUCAGACAAUGCAACCUUGAAGAGAAAAUGGCAGAAGCUUCAUAUUAAAUGUCAUUGCAGAACAUUAUUAAUGCAGAUAUUAAAGCACUUGUGGAUGCGAAAGUUAUAUAUUUGUUAUUCCUAAAUAGCUCUGAAUGGCCACUGGGUCCUUCGUUGAUUCACACAUGGCCUUUUCCAGCCUUGGUCACAUCCUGGGGAUCUGUUCUCCUACAGGGUCACAGCAUCUAGAACUGUGUAACUACUCACAGCAUCUAUUUGUAAGUGUCAAGGAAACAUCAGGGUUUAAUGACAUGGAACUUCUCGGGUUGCAGAGCUCUUGCAGGGGUGGGAAAUGUAAAACCAGAACUCCUAGGGCUCCAGGGGAAAACUUCAGCAGGUGAUUACGCUUAGGAAGUAAUCUUUUGAAAUCAACAGAUCAUGGGUGACACCAAAGGUGUCCAGAGUCUCUGUUGGGCUGAGGCCUUGGGCAUACAUCAUAGUUUAAAAUUAAGGUAUUUCACCUCAAUGUAAAAUGAGUUUCACAAGGAACAUGUUUUGUGCACAGUGCAGACCUUCAAUACCCAGUCUGAAAGUAAUUUAGCAUGAGAAAGAAUAUUUCAUUUGCUAGUAGACACCGAGUGUUUCAUGUCCUCGGGUAGUUUCAAUUUGUCAGGUGUGACUGAUGUACUGCUGCUGUUUGGUUUUGGGGUCUGUGCACCCAAGGGAGCCUGCAGGGAGUGAAGGUUGCCCCCUUUUUGUUGAGGUGACUGGCUGGCCUCCGACAGGCUUUUGCAAGGUUGGUGCUUUGUUCCCCAAAGUUUGCACCCCGUCAUUGUUUUUUCCAAGUAAUCCUUUUUUCUACAAUUCCCCAUCUAGCCGUCUGGUCAAAGAUGGUGGCAAAAGUCGCAAAUAAACUCGAUCAGAAAAUGGCUCAGGUGCAGGGCAGGCAGCCUCUGGGUGUGGGCCUGGUUUGCGGUGUCUGCGCAGGUGACGGCGAGAGACAAAUCUCUGCCACGUUUCAGCGUCCAGAGCUGCGGUGCGGACGGGAGCCACAGCGGGAGUGCCCGUGGCAACUACAAAUCCCAGGGAGCCGUGCCGGGAGCGGCUGGGCGCGGCCAGCGGGGCCAAUGGCAGCGGGCAGCUCCGUGCGGCCGGGCUCGCAGCGUUCAAAAGCGGCGGCCGGAGCUCGGCCCGCGCCCGGAGCCGCCUGCUGCCCUGGGCUGCCUCCGGCUCCCGUGGGAGCGCUCCUUGCCGCUCUGUUCCACAGCCUCCCCGCCGCCUGGAAAGAGCUCUCCGCGCCGCUGCCCAUGGAUGCCAUCCUGAGCUGCAACCCGGAGGAGCUGGAGGAUUACUACAACUUGCUGGGAUGCGAUGAGCUAUCGACGGUUGAACAGAUUCUUGCUGAAUAUAAGAUUAAAGCCCUUGAAUGUCAUCCUGACAAGCAUCCUGGAAACCCCAAAGCAGUGGAGGAUUUCCAGAAGCUGCAGCAAGCCAAGGAGACUCUGACUAACGAAGAGAGGCGGGCACGUUACGAUUUCUGGCGCCGGAGCAAAGUGUCCAUCCCGUUCCAGCAGUGGGAGGCCCUGAGCAGCUCGGUGAAAACGUCAAUGCACUGGGCUGUCCAAAGUAAGAAGGACCAAAUGCUGGAAGCUCCCGACUUUGACAAUCCCAACAACGUGACCAGUGAGAUGUGGACCCAACAGACAGGAGAUGGAUUGCUGGAAGGGAGCAGGGAGCAGGAGGAUGUUGCAAUUCCUGAUGUGCAACCACAGUCUUCAAAGAACCCAGACUCCCCAAGAUUUUCAGAGGGGAAUUACUGGCACUUGCGUUUCCGCUGGUCGGGCGAUGCUCCGUCAGACCUUCUGAGGAAAUUCAGAAACUAUGAGAUCUGAAAUGAGAAACACACAGGAGCACGACAUCAGCUCUUCAACAGUUCAGUAUUUUUUUUUUUUUGCCAGCAGUUAUAAGUUAUUUGUCUUUUGUAUUCUCUGAUUGUAGUGUGUUGUUCCAGCCAAUGUCUAAAUACUGGUUUAUCACACAUGCUGUGAGCGUUACAGAUGGAGGUUUUUCUGUUCAGUAAGCAAAGCCUUUUCCAGUGUUAACAUUAAGUGAUUUUGUGAAGUUAUCAAACAUUUAUAUACUGUUUCUUGUAUUCUCAAAUAUUAUGUAGUGAUGAAUACUUCUCUCCAUAGUGUGAAGUUAUAAAAAACAUACUCUCAGUAGAGCCCUGGGCUCCAGGGUAUCCUGCUCAGCAAGAAUCUUCUGAAAGCUGUAUGACAAUGGACUGUAAACAGAACUGUGCUUAUGUCUCAACUCUGCUCUGCUUCCAUCUCCAUUGCAUUGUACUCACUGCAGUGAUUUAUAAUGUACCCAUUACAAACUUGUAGGAGAGUUGUGAUCUGAUGUUAUAGAUGAAAUAAGAAGGUUCUUGUUACCCAAGGUCUCUCUGACAGAUCAAGCACUCCUAAAAAUCACUCGUCUUCUACCUUAACAAGAACACUUUUUGCACCAGCUAUUUGUUUUGGAAGGCAGUUCCAGAACUUCUCCAGAGAGCAAUUUUUGUCUUAAGAUGUAUUGGUGGAAAACUGAAGCCCUGUGUAUGUGUGCCAGCAUUGUCCUGUGGCUUCACAGCACUUCCCAUCCCUGCUCAGGUGUGCUAGACAUGGUUUUAUCAGGGUUUUGUAUGGCAAGAAAUGAAAAAUCAGAACAGUCAGCACUAAUGUGUACAAAACCUCACAUGAAAAGUUUUUGGUCCUUUGGGCACCUUUUCAAAUUCUACAUUGUUGUUUAUUUAUUUUGUGUUUGUUUUCUUCUUUGCAAACUUGGCUAAUAUGUCGGCUGUUGACAUUGUGGUGUUGUGCAGGCAAAUGAUUCCAUCAGCAGCAAAUAAAACUUCAUGCGUAGAGAAAAG